AAAAUAAUUACGACUUCAAAGCACCAACCGAUUUUUUAUUGAUUUGUGUCUCUUUGAAUAACAGAAUCUUUUUAUACAAACAAACAACAUAACAACAAAUGUCUAAUAACCCAUACGGAUCCACUGAUGUUGAUCCAUACGAUUAUGAUUAUCAACCAAACUAUGGUAAUCCAACUCAAGGAUAUGUCCCACCACAAGUUGGAGCAAUGAGUCAACCUGCUCAAAUCAACAUUGAACCUGUUGGUUCUAUGGAUAAUGAAGCUCUCAGACUUAAGGCUAUGGAACUUGCUCGUAGAGAAGCUGAAUUGGAAAAGAGAGAACAAGAAGUUACAAAUCUUGAUAAUGCCAAUACUGCCAAGAAGAAUUUCCCAAGAUGUUACCCUCUUGUUUAUCACAACAUUGCUGAUGUUCCUAAUGAAUUCCUCCGAAGGAAGAUUGCCUACUGGGGAUUCAUCUCUGCAAUUGUUUUCCAAGUUGUGGUCUUCUUGAACUGUGUUUCUGCCUAUAUUACUGCCUUCUCUACUACACCAAAUGCCUUCCCUAAGGAUGUUUCUCUCAUGAAUCUUAUUCAAUUUUGCAUUGUUUCUACAAUCCUCUUCUUAAUUUCUGGUAUUGCUCACUUCUUCCUUGGAUAUUGGCCAUUGUACAAGGCUAUGGAUACUGGUGCCAUUCCAAGAUUCAUCAUUUUCUUCAUUGCCUAUGCUGUUUCAAUUAUUUUCUGUGCUCUUGGUGUUGCUGGUUAUUUGACUUAUGGUUUCAGUGGUAUUGUCACUGCUAUUUACUAUUUCCCAACUGGUACAUAUGGAAGUAUUGCUGGAUUUGUUUGUAACUUGAUCAUGGCUGUCAUUUGGUUCGCUUUGAUGAUCAAUUAUAUCAUCAUUUUUAUUAUGGUUAUUAAGGUCUUUAGAGCUCUUAAGGGAUCUCUUAACAAGAUUAAGGAAUAUGGUGCUGGUUUGGUUCAAAGUGGUGCUGCUACUGCUAUCAGCUCAGCUGUCAAAAAUACUAUCAGUGGUGGUGGUAGUCAACAAGUUUAAAUGUAUUUAUCUGUUUGAAAAAUACAUUAACAAUCUAUAUACUCUGUAAAUUUUCCAAAUAAUUAAAUAACUUUUCUGUUUCUCUAU
This is a messenger RNA of Naegleria gruberi, 1121 nucleotides long. RefSeq lists its product as uncharacterized. The record is from RefSeq and is a predicted model, not a curated record. Gene Ontology annotation, biological process: protein transport. Lineage: Eukaryota; Heterolobosea; Eutetramitea; Acrasida; Naegleriidae. Gene Ontology annotation, cellular component: recycling endosome membrane; trans-Golgi network membrane. The transcript has 2 exons. Bases 99 to 1034 code for a protein of 311 amino acids.